Molecule: messenger RNA, 1191 nt
Organism: Venturia canescens
Lineage: Eukaryota; Metazoa; Arthropoda; Insecta; Hymenoptera; Ichneumonidae
Gene: Alg13
Product: Alg13 UDP-N-acetylglucosaminyltransferase subunit
Exons: 2
Coding region: 245-739 (164 amino acids)
Biological process (GO): dolichol-linked oligosaccharide biosynthetic process
Molecular function (GO): hexosyltransferase activity
Source: RefSeq, a predicted model, not a curated record
UACUGCUGCAGUUUUAACAAGGCCUACCAAUCAGCGUUCGUAAAAAUCAUAGGCGUCAUAGGCAACUAGUAGUGGGGACUUUUUUCUUGAUUUUUCAUCACGAGAUGUCGCUGCACGCAAAUUCUCUACUUGCCUUGCCAUUUGCCACGUUCAUCGAAUCAUGUAUGUUUCCAAAAGAUGAAAGGAUAUUUUCAUAUUUACACGUAGAUUCUCCAAUUUCACGUGAAAAACUAUUCGAAUUACAAUGUCGAGAAAGAUAUUCGUUACCGUUGGAACUACGAAAUUUGAUAAUUUGAUAACUACUGUCACCAGUUCGGCGGUUUUAGAGGAACUUAAUAAGCGUGGUUACAAUCACUUGACAUUGCAAAUCGGUAAUACGACACUAAAGCCUGACUGCACACCACGCCACGGUUUUCAAACAAUUGAAUUUUUUACCUUAAAACCGACAAUAAAAGAAUAUGUGAAAUCUGCGGAUUUAGUUAUAAGUCAUGCCGGUGCUGGCAGUUGUCUGGAAGCCCUCGGAGAGCUUAAACCCUUGAUAGUUGUUACCAAUGAUCUUUUGAUGGACAAUCAUCAACUGGAACUUGCGCAGCAGUUGUACAAAGACGGUCAUCUUUAUUAUUGCACUUGUAGCAAUCUUCACAAACUCAUAGCAUCGAUGGAUUUAACAAAACUCAAACCGCUGAUUCGUGACAGCAGAAAAAUUGCUAAUCAAAUUGACAAACUUAUGGGCUUCUGAUACAAAAUCUUUCAAUGAUCAAAUUAUUCUUCAACAUUCUCAUAGAGUAUUUUGAUACUAUGAACAUAACUGAGCUUUUAAUUUUUUUUAUUCAAAAGUUAUACCAGAUUUUGCAUUUAUCAAAUUUUGUAUAUGAUGAGUGAAUUGAUUUUAUAAUUCAUUGGCAGUUCAUAGUCUACGAGAAGCAGAACUUUGAUCAUCAACACAAUACUUAUUUUGCAUGAGUUUGAGAAAUUGGUUAAAUUUCGUUGUAUCAUAUGAACACGUGAGAGUACUCGUAUUACUAAGAACUUUUGAUAAAUUGAAAAAUAUCCGUUAUAAAGUGUGGUUUAAAAGAACGUAAAAUUUUUCGUGUUAGGCUAUAACGGCUUUAUUCAAUAAUUAACAUGAUUUACAAUAAGCGUAUGUAUUGUAUUUAAACAAUGGUGAAUAGAAAUAUGCUCUGAGGAAAA